Molecule: messenger RNA, 951 nt
Organism: Metarhizium acridum CQMa 102
Lineage: Eukaryota; Fungi; Ascomycota; Sordariomycetes; Hypocreales; Clavicipitaceae
Molecular function (GO): nucleic acid binding
Source: RefSeq, a predicted model, not a curated record
AUGGCGUCCACCGCGUCAGAUUUUCAAAAGCUCAUAUCCGAUGCGCGGGAACGGAAGAAGAACUCAGCUCUUGCCGAUAGAAUCUUCAAUCGCGGUCGCCGUCAAAGUGCGCCGUCAAAACUCAAGCCCACGCCCGGCGGUUCCCUUGCGAGCCGCGUCGGAGUGAAGAAGCAACGCAGCCCUGCUGCUGCUGCUGCUGCUGCUUCCAAUGCCCGCAGAGUCAGUUUGCCUGCUGGCAACGUCAACGGCGAAUGGACACACGACCUCCACGACUCUGUCAACCGCGUACCAGCCAAAGCGGGCUCCCUGAGCUCCCGCAUCACUGUCCCCGGCUCCAAGAACGGCAAUACCGCCAGCAAGAGAGCCGCCAGUCGCAAGGCCAAGCUUGCCGCUGCUGUUGACAAGAUGGACACCGACCAAGUCAACGUCGUCACUCCCUCAACCCAAGCCACGACCGGCAUGGGCCUCACCAUCCGCGGUCUCGCCGGUCCGUAUGCUCUCCUGGGCCAGAAUUUUGCUCCCGGGACCACUGCAGCUGAUAUCGAGAGUGCCAUGACGCCUGUGGGCGGCGAAAUGGUCAGCUGUAAGAUUGUCAAGACGAAGCCUUUUCUAAUUGCCGAGAUGGUGUUUGUUUCCCGAGAAGGCGGCGAGAGGGUCAUUGAGACGUUCAACAAUAAAACAGCCGACGGAAGAGUCAUUCAAAUCUACCCCAAGGUCGGCGGUCAUCAGGCCUCUGCCACAACCAACGGACCACCCGCCAACGCACCCAGCGGACCGAAAUCGUCAAAGGCGUCAACACGAGAUCAGGUGGUAGAUGGAUCCAUGGGCUUCCCCGAUCCCAUGGACACAAAUGGCAGCACCAAUUGGGCGGGGAACAACCGACUUUACAGCGACAGAAUGGUGACCGGUAACAAGAAGGGCAGGGGGCUCCCAAGAGGCAGAGGGCGGUAG